Messenger RNA from Adineta ricciae, 975 nucleotides. The record is from the annotation of a GenBank genome assembly. NCBI's taxonomy places the organism in Eukaryota, Metazoa, Rotifera, Eurotatoria, Adinetida, Adinetidae.
AUGAAGUGUUUCACUUGGCUAUUUUUUAUUUGCAUUUGUACAUUUGUUAAUGUCCUUAGCAAAGAAGACGUUCUCUCUGAGAAAAUUCAACAACUAACGGACUGGUCGCUUAAGAAGCCGAUUAUUCGCUUAAAUAAUGAACGUUUCAAACAUUUUGUAAAAACUGCUCCGAGAAAUUAUUCGAUGAUCAUCAUGUUGACUGCACUUUCACCACAAAGACAAUGCGGUGUGUGCAAACAAGCCCAUGAUGAAUUUCAAAUCGUCGCACAAAGUUAUCGAUAUUCAAGUGCAUUUACAAAUCGACUCUUCUUUGGUAUGGUCGAUUUUGAUGAUGGACAGGAAGUAUUUCAAUACUUGAAAUUAAACUCUGCACCAGUCUUUAUUCAUUUUCCACCAAAAAUGAAACCAAAAAAGAACGAUUUCAUGGACAUUAGUCGAUCAGGAUUCUCUGCCGAACAAGUCGCUAAAUGGAUUCAAGAUCGUGCCGAUGUUCACAUUCACAUUUUUCGCCCGCCAAACUACUCGGGAUUUUUGUUAGUCGUAUUACUUGUUACAAUGAUCGGUGGUCUUCUCUACAUCAAACGAAAUAGUCUCGAAUUUCUCUACAAUCAAGUCGCUUGGGGAAUGUUUGUCAUUUUGGCUAUUUUAAUUUGUAUUUCGGGACAAAUCUGGAAUAGUAUUCGAGGUUCACCAUUCUUACACCGUAAUCCGCAAACCGGCCAAAUUGGUUUAUUUAGUGGAAGUUCAGGAUAUCAAUUCAUCGCCGAAACUUAUGUCGUCUUCGUACUCUAUUUCGGAGUUUGCGGCGGUAUGAUCUUAUUGAACGAAGCACCCAAACUAACCGGUCAAACUGGCAAACGUAAAGCCAUGACAGCUGUUCUCGGCAUUUUAAUGGUCGUGUUCUUCUUCAGUUUCUUACUUUCUGUAUUUCGAGCUAAAUAUCAAGGAUAUCCAUACAGCUUUUUAAUAAAAUGA